GAGAGAGAGAGAGAGAGAGAGAGAGAGAGAGAGAGAGAGAUAAAGAGGGAGGGUAGAUAGACAGACAGAGUCAAAUGCAACUCCAGAGCCCACAGAGACCAGAGGCUGCUGGGACUUCUACUGUUUUUGUCAUUUUGUCUAAAUUUCCAUCAGAUCUGGACUUCUUUUUUUUGUGUGCACGUGUGUGUGUGUGUGUGUGUGUUUGUUGCUUUGGACAAAGGUGCGCUCGCUCGUCUGUUGGAGGUGACCGGCCGGAUGCCAUGGAACCGCUGCUGCCCGCAGACACGGACGUGAUGGAGCCCGAGGCGGACAAGGACGGCAGGAGGAAGAUCCAGUUCUCCGUGCCUUCCUGCGGGCCCCCCCAGCUGGACCCGCUACAGGUGGAGAUGAUUCGACGUCGGAGGCCGACACCGGCGACACUCUUCAGACUCACAGACCCGCCUUCACCAGAGGAAGACAUUGGCCCUCACCAGUGGGUUCUGGGGGAAAAUGGAGCCUUGAAAGCCAAACUGGUUCACACAUCGACCUACGAGCCGCCGUCACUUAAAGCUGUCCAGAGAAUGGCCCUGGCCCACCUCGCCUCCAUGGACAUGUCCUCUGUGGACAAAGACGAGCCCUCUUCUGGGGAGGAAGACGGGGAGCGCGAGGAGGAGAGCGAGCUGACUGCAUCGGCGGCAGAGCCAGAAAACAAACCGCCUGCUCCACCGGACGGUUUGACAGGAAGUGCCGAUCUGAGCCGUCGCCACGGAGAUAAAGAGGAGGCUGAAGAAAGAGAGGAAGAAAAAGGAGAAUGACACCGGGACGCCGAAGGAGACUAAAUGUCAACGUGGAACGGACUCGCGUGGCACCCAAGUGGCCAGCGUGUGUGUGCGUUACGGGUGUUUGUGUGAGUCCGUGCUAUGUGGGUCUGUGAGUGUGAGCAUGAAUGCGACAAAGGAAGUUAAUGUGGAAAGUAAGAUGGGGGGGGUAAGAGGUGGGGAGGUUAACGAGCAGUUACGAGGAAAAUUUUAACCUGAGAGGGAAAGUCGGGGGAAAAAGUUCCACUCAGCCAAGGAAUUAUUAUGAGAACUGCAAAGAACUGUGACGUUUUUCUGUGUUUAAACAGGAUUCAACUGAAACCUGAGACUACGGCUGAUUUGUUUGAGAAAACUAUAACAAUGUGUGAAGAAUCAGAUUAUAAAUGUACCUUUUUUUUUUGUACACACACAUGCACACUGGGCAUGUCACACGUUACUGGUGCUGGAUCACACAUUUCAAAGCAGAAAGAGCUGAUGAUGUACACAGCUGAAGAUAAGCCGGCGUAUACAAUGUAUGCAUAUUGAAGAAUCGUAUGUAGUCUGAUGUUUGAGGGUCCUGGUGUAAAGUUAUUUAUAGUAUACUAUACUAAAGUAUAGUUAUCUACAAGGUCCAAACGCAAUUGCAGUAUAUGAUGCACAUUUGUCUUUAAAAGUGGCUUUAAAUGCUUACUAACGUAUAAAAAGUAUAUAGCGGACAGUAAUAUUGCAGAGCCAAUUCCCAAAGUCAUGAAACUUGCUUUCCUCAAUCUUGCGGAAAUCUGCAUGCAAGGUCAAAGAAAUCAGAAGAUGUAUCGCAGAGGAUUGGAGUGCAGUCCUGACCACAUCACAUGAGACUAAUCCAACUAAUAACGAUACUGCACCACAGUGUAAUAAUGUAAACACAGCGAUCAGCCAGUAGGAUCUGUGGGAAACUGGAUGAGGACGUAUGUUUUCAAUAAUUUACGUGAUGAGUGUGGAGGUUCAUUCUUUACCUUGUUUAUAGAAUAUGUUUUGUGAUGGUUGCUUAUCAAAGAAUUAUAAAGGUUUGUGUGAAUGAAGCUUAAUCUGGAAGAUCACAUUUCUUUUCUAAGAAAAGAGAGACAAAAUAUCAGUUUGGUAUUCUAAUGAGUGAGCGGGUAAUUUGAACAUGUGGUAUUGGGUUAUAGUGUUUGAAUACAAUAAAUGACAGCAGAGCGCAAGUUUUAUUAAAUGGAAAGCCACAAAAGUUUUGACACUUU
Molecule: messenger RNA, 2014 nt
Organism: Gasterosteus aculeatus aculeatus (three-spined stickleback)
Lineage: Eukaryota; Metazoa; Chordata; Actinopteri; Perciformes; Gasterosteidae
Product: protein phosphatase 1 regulatory subunit 1B
Biological process (GO): intracellular signal transduction
Cellular component (GO): cytoplasm
Molecular function (GO): protein phosphatase inhibitor activity
Source: RefSeq, a predicted model, not a curated record